Molecule: messenger RNA, 988 nt
Organism: Ipomoea nil (Japanese morning glory)
Lineage: Eukaryota; Viridiplantae; Streptophyta; Magnoliopsida; Solanales; Convolvulaceae
Exons: 8
Coding region: 57-770 (237 amino acids)
Source: RefSeq, a predicted model, not a curated record
GUGUGUGUGAAGGGGUGUAUGAAAAAGUUGUGUUUUUUAUUUGGGUGUGUGGAGUUAUGGCUGCUAUAAACAAUGGGGGGAAGGGUAAGAACUCGACGGGCGGUGUAGAGAAUUCUGUGGGUGUGGGUGCGGGUUCGGGUUCGGGCGUUUUUGUUGCUCCGCCCAUGAGAUUCCAGAAUAACCAGAAGAUUAACAUGGAGUGGAGUGCUGAAGAACAGGCUAUGUUGGAGGAAUGUCUUGUCAAAUUUGCAUAUGAUUCAAACAUAGUUCGCUACGCAAAAAUUGCUGUGCAGCUGAAUAAUAAGACGGUCCGGGAUGUGGCGUUGCGCUGCAGAUGGAUGGCGAAAAAGGAAAACGCGAGGAAAAGGAAAGAGGAUCUGAAUCCAUUGAGGAAGAUGAAAGAUAAAAAGGACAAAUUGAUCGAUCCCGCAUCAACAACAAGUUCCAACUUAAUGGUCCAGCCUGGUUUUUCUCCUUACGCCCAAGGAACAGCUACCAAUAGCAAUGGCAAUUCAGCCUCAUUAAACGCCACGGUACAACUUCUUCAACUUAACUCUCAGGUCUUUGAUCAGAUUUCUGCAAAUCUCUCCUCAAAUCAGAUACAGGACAACAUUGUUCUCUUGUGUCAAGCUCGCGAUAAUCUCUUCAGAAUAUUAAGCAACCUUAAUGAGCAGCAGAACUUCGUAGCUCGGAUGCCACCACUUCCGGUUGAGGUGAACGAGGAGCUGGCUAAUUCCAUUCUUCCCCCCUCGACUCGUCUGAGGAAGUGAUGGUCCUUUUCACCGCAAUGAUAAAAGGAAGAGAGUUAUUAAUCAAGCUCUUGACUUCUUGCUCUAGAGAAACCAGUUUCAAGUAGAUUUAAAGGGUAUAUAUAUUUGAGUAAUUUACUUUUGUGUUUUUGAUUUCCUACUAGAAUGAGUCUGAACAGCUCGGUUUAUAAGGAUGUAAGAUUGUACAGCAAUAAAGCAGACAUAUCUUGCAUUACAAA